UCGAAUUGUUAACUGGCGUUUCCCAGCUGAGCACAAAGCACUGAAAGGUCACGUGAUUGCUAAUGUCUCCGUACAGACAAGCAGCGCGUGCGAGACCGCGUGCCACCAAGAGCCGAACUGCGUGUCGUGUAACUUUAACCGCGUGCGAGACCGCGUGCCACCAAGAGCCGAACUGCGUGUCGUGUAACUUUAACCGCGUGCGAGACCGCGUGCCACCAAGAGCCGAACUGCGUGUCGUGUAACUUUAACCGCGAGGAACUAACGUGUCAGUUGAGCGACAGCAGUGAGCAGACACACCCCGAGAACAUGGCAGAUGCACCGGGAUGGACGUACAAGGCAUUUGAGGACUACUGCAUUGGCAAUACUUGUGGUUGGGGUACAACUUGUCAAGUGGGUUACGGGAGCCUCGAGGGCUAUCGAUGUAAAUGUUGUUUCGAUGGCGCACAGUGCACUGAAGGAAACUUCGCUGCACAUUUUCCCCAUGGAUCACAUUACGAUAUGCUGACAUACAAUGCCCAAGUCAUUGAAAUUGACAGCUCUUUCACGGCUUCCGCUUGGUUUAAAACCAGUAUGGCUCCCUCCUCUUCUAUACAGACCAUUUUCAGCGUCAACACUCAAUACCUGGACGGUGCUUUCUUCAUGCGGCUCGGCAGUGGUACCAUAAGGGUGCGCGUUAAAAGCAUAGCCAUAGAUGUCGACUCCAAUGAUCUGAGAAAUGGCAAUUGGCAUCACUUUGGUUUUACCUGGACUCGUGCGACCGGUGACUGGAAGAUCUUUCUAAAUGGCAGCGAAACUUUCCAAGGAACAGCACUUGCUCCCGGCUACGCACUGUUAAGCGGUUACUUCGUGCUGGGACAAGACCAGGAUACUUAUAACGGAGGCUACGAUCCAAAACAAGGGUUUCGGGGCAUCUUGUUUGGGGUGAAUAUGUGGUAACGUGUACUGAGCAAGCACGAGAUUGCCCGCAUAGCCUCGUUUUCAUCCUCUCAGGUGGAGGGGGACCUGGUGAAGUGGUCGGAUUUCUACCCACGUGAUGCCGGUAGUCAGGGAGGAAUCGAGAUAAACUGCCCGGCGAAAUGUACAUAAUUUGAGCCUUAUCGGACGGUUGUCGAACAUUUUCCGAAGAAAUACACUGCUGUUAUCUUA
Molecule: messenger RNA, 1146 nt
Organism: Nematostella vectensis (starlet sea anemone)
Lineage: Eukaryota; Metazoa; Cnidaria; Anthozoa; Actiniaria; Edwardsiidae
Product: pentraxin fusion protein-like
Exons: 4
Coding region: 307-936 (209 amino acids)
Source: RefSeq, a predicted model, not a curated record